This is a messenger RNA of Photinus pyralis (common eastern firefly), 684 nucleotides long. Its product is annotated as abscisic acid and environmental stress-inducible protein-like. The transcript is spliced from 2 exons. The record is from RefSeq and is a predicted model, not a curated record. NCBI's taxonomy places the organism in Eukaryota, Metazoa, Arthropoda, Insecta, Coleoptera, Lampyridae. The coding region runs from base 143 to 616 and encodes 157 amino acids.
UUGUUCUUAGAUAUGUAUAUUACCUAAUUGUGUAAAAAAGGGAACCACUCUGUAACGACGUCAUUGGGAAUGCGUAUAAAUUUUCUGCUCCUCGCAGCAGGAGGUAUUCACUCUACGUGGUGUGUACUCGAAACGACGGAAGAUGGGGCAUAGACUUUUGAUAUGCUGUGUAGUUGGGUUGAUAAUAUUAGGCUGCGUACAAGCUGAUAAAUAUGGCGGGGGAGCUCACCACGAGCCAGGUGGAAGUCAUCAUUAUGAAGAAGGCGAGGGUGGACACUACGGGGGCGCAGGUCCUCACCAUGGUGGUGGCGAAGGACUUCAUCUAGGAGGGGAAAAAGAACAUUACCAAGGCGAAGGACAUCAUCAUGACGGAGAAGGUCACCAUAAGGAUGUUGACGAUAAACACCAUUACGGACACGGUGGAGAACACCAUUAUGGUGGAAGUGAAGGACACCAUGAAGGUGGAGGAGAAUGGCAUCACAAAGGUCAUGGUAACAAACACAAUUACGGACAAGGUGAACAACACCAUCAUGGCGAGGGUGGUGGAUAUCAUCAUGGUGGAGGUGGAGACCAUCAUGGUGAAGGCGGAAAACACCAUGGGGGUGGAUACCAUUAACUUCGAUAGCUUUAACAUUUUGUGUUAAAAUUUAAUCUAGAAUACAAUAAACGAUUUCAAUGCACGUA